AGGUGUCUCGGUUGAUUGGCACCUUCUCCCCGCCCUCAAUCUCCCACUAGUCCCAGGUGACCUUUCCCCCAGAUCCCAGGGUCCAGGCCCGCCCCUGACGGGAGGUGUGGAACACAGAAGCAGCUGUGAUUGGUCAGAGGCGGCGGGGGUGUGUCCCAGGCGCCCACAGCCAGGCAGCUGAGCUGAGCAGGUGGACUCCCAAGACAGACCAGGGACAGAUCAGGGGUCGCCUGGCAGCGGCAGGCUUGUCCCACUGGAUCCCUUCCCUCCAGAUAUGGCCUCAGGCCCCCUCGAUCUCUAGCCCUGUGGCCCUUAGAGGGUGCAGACAGCCUAGGCGCCGCCACCUCAGGGCCCGUGACCAUGCCUCUGACGCGAGCACAGCCGGUCGCUGGCGCGGAGGAAACAGAGACAGUGGCCCCAGCUGUGGACCUGGUGCUGGGCGCCUCGGCCUGUUGCCUGGCCUGCGUCUUCACCAACCCCUUGGAGGUGGUGAAGACCCGGCUGCAGCUGCAGGGGGAGCUGCAGGCCCCAGGCACCUACACUCGGCACUACCGGGGCUUUGUGGCUUCCGUAGCCGCUGUGGCCCGUGAAGAUGGGCUGUGCGGCCUGCAGAAGGGACUGGCCGCAGGCCUCCUCUACCAGGGCCUCAUGAACGGCGUCCGCUUCUACUUCUACAGCCUCGCCUGCCAGGCUGGCCUCACCCAGCAGCCAGGUGGCACUGUGGUUGCAGGUGCUGUGGCUGGGGCACUGGGAGCCUUCGUGGGGAGCCCUGCUUACCUGGUCAAAACGCAGCUGCAGGCUCAGACGGUGGCUGCGAUAGCCGUGGGGCACCAGCACCACCACCAGAGCAUCCUGGGUGCCAUGGAGACCAUCUGGCGGCAGCAGGGCCUGGCAGGGCUGUGGCGGGGCGUGGGUGGGGCCGUGCCCCGAGUCAUGGUCGGCUCUGCUGCCCAGCUGGCCACCUUUGCCUCUUCCAAGGCCUGGGUGCAGGAGCAACAGUGGCUCCCGGAGGACAGCUGGCUGGUGGCCCUGGCUGGUGGCAUGCUCAGCAGCGUAGCUGUGGUCGCAGUCAUGACCCCCUUCGACGUGGUCAGCACACGGCUGUACAAUCAGCCUGUGGACGGAGCUGGCAGGGGCCAGCUGUACAGGGGCCUCGCUGACUGCCUGGUGAAGAUCUGGCGGCAGGAGGGCCCCCAGGCGCUCUACAAAGGCCUGGGCCCCGCCUACCUGCGCCUGGGCCCCCACACCAUCCUCAGCAUGCUUUUCUGGGAUGAGCUCCGGAAAGUGGCCGGACAGAGCCAGCACCAGGGCACCUAGGUGGCGUCCCUCGCCCCCGAAUCCUGGAGCAGCCCAGCACCCCGCGCCAGCUGGGGAUGGCCACCUCAGAGCCUGCCACAGGUCCGAGGACAGUGUGCACAGCUCUGGUCAACCCAGCCCCGUGGCCCACCAACCUGCUCCAAAUCACCACCCUCUUUGUUUUCCAGGAAGUUCCCUUCCCUUCCUUCUCUGUGUGGGGUUGCCUUGUCCCAGAGCCUUGCUCAUCGUUAUAAUUACUGCUCCCGAGCAUCACCAUGAGCUGGGGCACUUCCAUGCCUCAGCUUACUUUGUCCUCGGACAACAGUGUGACACAGUAAAAUCCUCUGUUACUGAUGAGGAAGCUGGGGCUCAGAAAGGUGAGGUGCUUUGACCAAGUGGCAGAGCCGGGGCUGGGGAGCUCUGCCCAGAACUGUGCCCUUGGCAAGAACCAGGACCAUGGGGACUGGCGGGCCCUGAGGGAUCACUACACACGCGAGGGGGCCUUGGGGUCAUCAUCUGUGUUAGUCUGCUAGGGCUGCCGUAACAAAGUAACUCAGACUGGGCGGCUUAAACAACAGAAAGUUAUUUCCCCACAAUU
Messenger RNA from Hipposideros armiger (great roundleaf bat), 1894 nucleotides. It is a transcript of the gene SLC25A34, whose product is annotated as solute carrier family 25 member 34. NCBI's taxonomy places the organism in Eukaryota, Metazoa, Chordata, Mammalia, Chiroptera, Hipposideridae. The transcript has 5 exons. The record is from RefSeq and is a predicted model, not a curated record. The coding region runs from base 361 to 1317 and encodes 318 amino acids.